Molecule: messenger RNA, 3423 nt
Organism: Saccharomycopsis crataegensis
Lineage: Eukaryota; Fungi; Ascomycota; Saccharomycetes; Ascoideales; Saccharomycopsidaceae
Gene: KAP122
Product: Kap122p
Exons: 1
Coding region: 1-3423 (1140 amino acids)
Biological process (GO): protein import into nucleus
Cellular component (GO): cytoplasm
Source: RefSeq, a predicted model, not a curated record
AUGGAUUUCAACUUCUCACAAGUAGUGGGUCUCAUCGAGACCCUCUACUCCAAUACUUUGGCAGCGGGUCAAGUGGUCCAAGUGCAAUCCCAACUCCAACAAUUUCAAAAACAUCAAGGGUCAUUACAAGUGGCAGAUCAACUCCUCGAUCCUCGCAAUAACUACAGCUUGGAAUGCCAAUUCUUCGGGGCAUUGACCUAUACUGUUCAACUAAAUCAAAUAUUCUCCACUUGGGGCGCUGUGGUUGAUGACGAAUCGGACAUUGAUGAUGAUGAGACCCUCAAAGGUGCCACCGGCACUGAUGACACAAGAAAUAUGGUUGAUCAAUUGACAUUGAGACAAUUAUCCCAUUUGAAUAACCUCCUAACUCAACAUUUCGUCCAUCGUCAACCAAACCUCUUUGUGAUCAAGAAAGUGUUCAGCAAUUUAUCGUUGGUCUACUGCCACAAUUUCCACAAUUGGACCAAUCCAUUAUUAAGUUUCUUGGGGACUCAAGACGACCCGUCAAUAUCAUCACUAAGACUAUCGGUGGCAAACAUCGAACACCAUCUCCAAGCCAGCUUGGCGGGACUGGCGCAAAAACUCCAGCUUGUCCUACUUUUCUCCCAAAUCAUUAUUGAAGAUAUCUUGAAAAAUAACACCAUGAGCGAUCAUUUAGAUCAACAACUACAUACCUGUUUACGGAAAGAGGUAUUUGUGGUCACGGAAUUUUUUGUCAACUAUUCCAUGAAUUUGGUCAUUGAAAAACUUAAUAAUAAUAAUAAUAACAAUAACAAUAACAAUAAUAAUAACAAUAACAAUAAUAAUAAUAAUACUCCAAAACUAUCGAACGACAAUAAUCAAUUGUUGGCUGACGCAGUUAGAUGUUACACUGCUUGGACUUCAUACAUUUCGUUUUCUUAUUUAAACUCCACGGAAAAAUUUAUCAUCGAUCCAACGUUAAAUCUUCUCAUCAAGUUUUUGUUAUGCCACCAAACUUCGGAUCAAUUGAUCAAUGAUUCCGACUCGAUUUUCGUGGUGAUUGAAUUCCUUACCAACUUGCUAGAGACAAACGCCAAUUUACUCAAUAAUUCGUUCAAACAAACCAUCAACGACCUAAUUUUUAAAGACUGGGGGAUGAACUAUCUCAAUUUCCUCAAUGGAUCAGGCGAUGACGAUCUCAUCGAAAACGAGAAAUCAGUACAGGAUUUCGCCAAACUCGUAAUAUCGUACUUUGAAUUGGAUAUGGUACGAAUCAGCAAGUUGUUGGUGGAUGAUAGCUGUUCGUAUAUUUUCCAGGCUCUCAUGAAAUUAACGGCAUUCCCAGGAACCCCUAUUCUCGAUGAAGAGAUCUCCAGAGAUUUCAUUGAAUUCUGGUUGGAGACGUCUGAUACCUUGAUUGAUGAUACUGACAGUUUGUUGAUUUUGUUAAAGACCACGGAAAAUUUGCAACUAUUCAAAAAAAAUUUCAAAACGUUAUUAGAAUUACUUGGUAAAACCUAUUGGACCAAAGUUCAACUACCAUUAGCUAACCAGACGUCGAUGAAAAUGAUUAAAGGACAAUACAAGGAUGAAUAUUUCUCUUACAGAAGAGACGUGGGUGAUUUAUUCGAUUCCAUGUAUGUGAUUAUCAAAGAUUCAAUUUUCAAGUUCUUGUUCGAUAAUAUCAUCAAUAAUCUCAAUGUUACCAGCUUGACUUUACAAAAUGCCUCAGAAGUCGAAGCGUCAGUGUUUUUAAUCAAUUGCAUGUGUUCCAAUUUCUCCGAGGGAAAUGUCCCUGAUGAAAUCUUUGGUAUGUUGGUACAUUUGUUCAGUUUCCACAGAAACGAGGAGAUCAAUUUCCUUAAAAUCGGAUUGAUUACCAAUAAUAGUUACUUGAUGAAUACCACGGUAUCAUUUCUUAGUUCCAUCAAUUUUUUUUACAAGAGUGAACAAGGAUUGGGAUUCUUGAAUGAAAUCUUGGAUUACUUGUUCAAUUUAUUAUCAUUAUCCAUCCAAUCAAAAGAACUCCCUGGAAAAUUUCAGUUUAUUGUUGCCAGAGCCAUUGCCUCGAUCUGCAGUCAAUGCCGAACUUUCUUGGCGUCGUCAUUGUUUAAAUUUGAACCUUUAUUAUUCAACGUGAUCAAUUCCAUUGACUUCAAAGCAUUUACUAGGGAGAAAGUCAUUAACUCCGUGAGUUUUAUAAUUCAAGGGAUUAAAAACCCCCAAACCCAAGGAGAAUAUAUUGUCAAAUUGCUUCAACUUAUUAAUGACCAAUCGACAAAAAUUUUUCUGGAAAUCAAGAGUGGCAGGGUCAACAAUAACCAUGAUUUGAAUAUUUUAUUGGAUUACUUAGUGUCGCUCCUUGAUUGUGUAUUACAAAUCGCCAGAGGAAUGCAAUUACCAGAAGAAUCGGUGAUUUUCUAUAACGAUGAAGAACGACAAUUGGUGGAUAAUUUUUGGAUCGCUGAUAAUUUGGGGAUUCAUUCGAUGAUUUUGCAAAUCAUUUCGGGAUUUUCUUUGGACCCCGAGUUGACCAACAUAUUUAUCACCAACCAUAAUAAUGGUGAAUCAUUGGGGGUCACUGAUGGAUCGGUGAAAAUCAAUUAUCAUAAUCUCGUUACUGAGAAAUGUUGUGAGAUUUUUAGGGCCGGAUUAUGUGAAGAUAUCAAUGGACCGUUUGUGUUUGCUGAUAAUCAAAUCAUUAUUGAUUAUGUAUUAUCCAAAUUCGAAGAUACCAAAAAUAGAAUUGAUGUGGAUAAACCACACUCUUCGAUGACAUUGUCAAUUGGGUAUUUAUUUGGUCUUUUAGAGACUUUUGUGAGUGCCAAUUAUCGGAAAUUAUCGAAAGAAGCGGUGACCAAUUGUAUUAUUACAAUAUUUGUGAUGAAUCCUCAAUUACUCAACCUGGAUGUCGAUUUAUUUACCAAUGCGUUACAAUUCCUCAAUAAGGUCAUUGAAAAAAAACCGGAUUUGUUAUUUUACAUCUCCGAUAACCUGGCCAACUAUUUCGCCACCAUUUUGGAAUCGUGUAUGGUGGUCCUCAAACAAUCUAAUGAGAAAUUUGUCAUUAAGACCGUGGUGAAAUUCUGGUGCAAUCUCAUAACCCUUAGAGCCGGUACUCGGGAGAAUCAAGAAUACAUCACCAGAAUCUUCAUCGAUGAACAAUUUGGUCAAAAACUUACUAAUGUCACGUUUUCGGCGUUAUUAAAAUCCACGAGAUCGAAUUAUGAGAUCUAUUGUGAUAUUGUCAGGAACAUGAUUGGCAAGUAUCCUUUGCAAUUCAAACAAUGGGCCAAUAACGCGUUGAUUUUAAUUAAUAACCAAAGGGUUUCCAAUGGAAAAAAAGCGUUACCAGACAUUAGGCAAUUAAUUCUGAAGUUGUAUUUGACUAAAGGUACCCGGAAGGUGAAUAUGGUGAUUAAAGACUUUUGGUUAGCCGCGAAUGGCCUCAUGGAUAUAUAA